CUCUGACAACCUCGAAGAAUGACCCGCCUCACGAUGAUGCUCGCCGGCGCCGGCGUCGCCUCGGGCCUGAUGGUCGGCACCGCGCCGGCCGCGCGCACCUCGGCAGUGCAGAUGCAGGUUGCGGGCGUUGCGGCCGCGCCGGGCCUCGACAUGCGCGGCUCGACCGGCAACCCCCUCGCCGCCGACUCCUCCAUCCUCGUCCAGGGCGGCUCGCUCCGCACCUGGUCGUACCGCUCGCCGUCGGUCGAGCAGGUCCAGGUGGUGCUCAGCACUGAGGGCCGCCCGCUGGACGCGGACAUCGAGCUGUGGCAGGGGCCGGACAACACGCCGUGCAAGAUGCGCGUGUACGUCGAGAACGGGCAGCUCCGCCCCUUCAGCGCCGUCGUCGAGACGCCCCGCGGCCCGAACACGAUUGCCAUCCGCAACAUCGGCCAGAUCGAGUUCCCCCUCGCGGCCAACGUCGUCGCGGACAACGUCGACAGCCCGUCGGCCGAGUGCCUCGACACGCGCAUGACCAUCCAGGGCGGCGCCCUCCGCACCUACCCCUUCGACCCCUCGGUCGACAGCGUCCAGGUGAUGCUCAAGACGGACGGCCGGCCGCUCAACGCGCGGAUCGAGCUGCUGCAGGGCCCGAACAACAACAAGCAGGUGAUCGAGCUGUACACGGAGGACGGCCUCGACCGGCCCUUCUUCUGCAUCCUCGAGACCCCCGGCUCGGGCAACGUCGUCCGCGUCGUCAACACCGCCCCCGUCGAGUUCCCGAUGACUGCCGGCGUCGUGCCCAACUCCAUCAACCAGCAGAUGUCGUACGACGCCGUCCUCGGCGGCGACGUGGUCCUCGGCGGCGACGCCGGCUGGUAAGAACCCCGUACCCCGCCCGCAUGCGGCGGCGGGCCGCACGGUCGCGCGCACCCCGAAGAACAGGGGGCGGCAUGGGGAGGGGGGCGCGCACGCGCCCGAUCGUAGGCCUCUUCCGCCCGCGCCCGCCGCGCAGCGCCACCGCCCCGCCGCAACCACUUCCCCCGCAACCAUGAUGCUGCAUACAAUCGUACGCCAGUGUGUGCUAUGUGUGUCCCUGUAUGUGCACUGGUCUCGUGUGUGCGCCAGCCCGGAAUGCACCUCCCCAGCAGUUCAGUGUGAGAGGGAGGGUGAGGGAAGAGCGCACGGCGCGAGCGCCGCGCGUGCCCUUCCGACUCUGUAUAUGUCGUCCGGACUUUAAGAUUGAGCUCUGAGAAAAG
This is a messenger RNA of Emiliania huxleyi CCMP1516, 1238 nucleotides long. RefSeq lists its product as hypothetical. The record is from RefSeq and is a predicted model, not a curated record. The coding region runs from base 19 to 861 and encodes 280 amino acids. Lineage: Eukaryota; Haptophyta; Isochrysidales; Noelaerhabdaceae. The transcript has 2 exons.